UCAGGUUUGAAGUGGAUUUAUGGAAUGUUUACACCGGUUUCGCUCUACUCCGCUGAGAAAGGAGGAUUGAAAUCGAUCGAAACUAAUCCGUUUACACCCAAGAAACUAGGCCAGAAAACUUGUCGAAAUCUUUGACUAUAUAAGUCAAAGGUCGAAAUGGUUGCAUAUUGCUUCGUCGAAGGCUGCACUUCAAGCAAAUAUAAAAAGAAAUCCGAGAAACAUAAAUGUGUUGUGCCUAUGUAUGGAUUUCCCAAUAAUAUAAAAAUAAAAGAAAAAUGGAUGAACGCAUUACUUGUUUUAAAUAAGCAAAGUACAAAACCAUCUAAGCACAGUAAAAUCUGCUUAAAACAUUUCUCAAAAGAACAAACUGAAAAAAAUGGAUUACAAACCGUUCGUUUAAGAAAGAAUGCUGUUCCAAAUAUAUUUCCGAAUGCAGAAAGUGAAGACAGAGAAAUUUCUAAAAAUGCAGACAAUUUUGAUCCUGACAACGAAAAAGAAUUGAAUCCUAAAAAAGAAAUUGAAAAAUGUCAAAUAAACGAACUAACUAAUCAAGAUUUCAAUAAUUCAUCGAAAUGCAAUAAAGCUUGUAAAAUUAAUUUAAAUGAGCUACAAAAAAAUAUUGAAGAAACACCAGCAAGUCAUCAUUGCAGCGAAGAAGUUGGGUUCUCUUCCAAUAUGCAAAUUAUGGAAUGCAUUGUGUCUCAAGCUACUAAAAUUGAGAAGAUCAGAUAUGUUGGAGACUUAACAGAUGCCAUAAUAGAAAAUAUGUCUCGAGAUAAACUAAUAAAAGUCGUUAAAAUGUUAAAAGAAGUGACAAGAAAAAAAGAUAUCAUUAUAAAACGUUUGCGAAAUCAACUUUCAUAUUCAAAAAAUAAAUUGAACACCUUAGGCAUAUUAUUAACAGAUUUAAAACAAAAAUAUAGUCUUCCUUCUAACUUUUGCAAGACAUUACAGGGCAACCUAAAAGCAUUAUGCGGACAACAGUUGCUUGCGCAAAUGAAGGAAGAUUUUGUAGCAUACUUAUUGCCAUAA
Molecule: messenger RNA, 1032 nt
Organism: Cyphomyrmex costatus
Lineage: Eukaryota; Metazoa; Arthropoda; Insecta; Hymenoptera; Formicidae
Exons: 4
Coding region: 157-1032 (291 amino acids)
Molecular function (GO): sequence-specific DNA binding
Source: RefSeq, a predicted model, not a curated record